AUGACAGGAAGCAGCCGCCGUCCAAUCAGAGGAGAGCAUGAGGAGAAAGAGAGAAGAAGAAGAGACCAAUCGUUAGCUCCGAGCAGCGAAAUCUACCAGGCAACACAUGACGGAGACGCUCCGGGACGCAGCGUCCAAUCAGCUGAUGUGUGUCAAGACCCCCCCAGGAAGCGCGUGGACUCGCCCAUGCUGAGCCGUCACGGCAAGCGGCGACCGGAGAGGAAGUCGAUGGAGGUGCUGAGCGUCACGGAGGGAGGGUCCCCCGUUCCUGUCCGACGAGCCAUCGACAUGGCAACGCACGGCCAGAGAUCGCGGUCGAUCAGCGGAGCGUCCUCCGGUCUGUCCACCAGUCCUCUCAGCAGUCCUCGGGUGACCCCCCACCCCUCCCCCCGAGGGAGCCCCCUCCCCACCCCUAAAGGCACCCCCGUGCACACGCCCAAGGACAGCCCGGCGGGGACCCCCAGCCCCACGCCGCCCCCCAGCCCCUCCAUCGGGGGGAUGCCCUGGAGGACGAGACUCAACUCCAUCAAGAACAGCUUCCUGGGCUCGCCGCGCUUCCACCGCAGGAAAAUGCAAGUUCCCACGCAGGAGGACAUGUCCAGUCUGACUCCAGACUCGUCUCCAGAACUGGCUAAGAAGUCGUGGUUCGGUAACUUCAUCAACCUGGAGAAAGAAGAGCAGAUCUUCAUCGUGAUCAGAGACAAACCUCUGAGCUCUAUAAAGGCCGACAUCGUCCACGCCUUCCUCUCCAUCCCCAGUCUGAGCCACAGCGUCAUCUCUCAGACCAGUUUCCGGGCGGAGUACAAGUCGACGGCCGGUCCGACGGUUUUCCAGAAGCCGGUGAAGUUCCAGGUUGACAUCACUUACACGGAGAGCAGCGGAGCCACCAAGGAGAACGGCAUCUACUCCGUCACCUUCACCCUGCUGUCAGGUCCCAGCCGGCGUUUCAAGCGUGUGGUUGAAACCAUCCAGGCUCAGCUGCUCAGCUCCGACCAGCCCGGCUCCCAGCCCCAAAUCUCUGACGAGAAGAACAUCCAAGCGUCCCACUCCCCUGGCGCCCCUGCCACGCCUAGCUCCCCUGCCAAGCAUGCCCCCAGCAGCAAGCCCAACCAGCCCCCGCCCAAUGACUCUAAAUGCCCCCCCGGCAAAGACAAAACAAAGACGGCCGCCAGCAACAGGACACAGGAACAACCUUAA
Scomber japonicus (chub mackerel) is the source of this 1197-nucleotide messenger RNA. Its product is annotated as serine/threonine-protein kinase BRSK2-like. NCBI's taxonomy places the organism in Eukaryota, Metazoa, Chordata, Actinopteri, Scombriformes, Scombridae. The coding region runs from base 1 to 1197 and encodes 398 amino acids. The record is from RefSeq and is a predicted model, not a curated record. The transcript has 10 exons.